CCUUAGUCUAAGUGGUGCCUGUUUCCUCAAAAUCUCCCGGAGGAGUGGAGAACGGGUGCCACUUGUUGGUCAGAGAGUUGUCGCAUCUGAACCAAGAGGACCUGGGAUAGAACCAAGAUGGGAAAAUCCUGACCUCCCAGACUAGCAACAGAGAAGCCCACCCUCUGUCUCCAGCCCCUCCACUAGUUCCCACAUGCUGCGAUUUACUAGUAAAUGCCUCAGCUCCGUGAAAGAGCCCAUGGACUCGAGAGCUGCGAUGACUGAAAGCAGCAGCCCAAAGGGCUCCCUGGCCUGCUCCCGAAGCGGGGCAGCGUGGAGGGGCUUUGAGGCAGCUCCUCCCUGGUGAUGAAUUAGUUGACAGGUCGAGAGAAGGGACCGCUAUUCCCGUGAGGUCCUCAUGACCCAGGGGUGGCCCCUCUUUCUCUGCCUGUUACCACCUCAGCUCCCAUCCAGACGACAAGCACCCUUUACGAGCGGGGCUUUGAGAAAAUCAUGAGGAAGCAGAAUAAGGAGCAGGUUCCACCCCCCGCUGUGGAGCCUAAGAAGCCUGCGAACAAAAAGCAGACCAAGAAGGCUGCGGCCCUCACCCACCAGAACCCCAAGCAGGGCCGCUUCCGCAGCCUGGAGGAGGCACUGAGAGCUCUGGACGUGGCAGCUCUACAGAAGGAACUGGAUAAGAGCCAGAGUGUGUUCUCUGGGAACCCAUCCGUGUGGUUGAAGGACCUGGCCAGCUAUCUCAACUACAAGCUCCAAGCACCUCUAAGUGAACCCACACUAAGCCAGCAUACUCACGAUUAUCCCUAUAGCCUGGUGAGCCGUGAACUGCGUGGGAUCAUCCGAGGGCUACUGGCAAAGGCAGCAGGGUCUCUGGAGCUCUUUUUUGACCACUGUCUGUUCACCAUGCUGCAAGAGUUGGAUAAGACGCCAGGGGAAUCGCUACAUGGUUACCGUAUCUGUAUCCAGGCCAUUCUGCAAGACAAGCCCAAGGUUGCCACCAUGAACCUGGGCAAGUUCCUGGAACUGCUGAGGUCCCACCAGAAUCGACCGGCAAAGUGUCUGACCAUCAUGUGGGCCCUGGGUCAAGCAGGUUUUGCCAACCUCACCGAGGGACUAAAAGUGUGGCUGGGGAUCAUGCUGCCUGUGCUGGGCAUCAAGUCCCUGUCCCCCUUCGCCAUUGCAUACCUGGAUCGGCUGCUCCUGAUGCACCCCAAUCUUACCAAGGGCUUUGGCAUGAUUGGCCCCAAGGACUUAUUCCCACUUCUGGACUUUGCCUAUAUGCCAAACAACUCUCUGACACCCAGCCUUCAGGAGCAGUUGUGUCAGCUCUACCCCCGAUUGAAGGUGCUGGCAUUUGGGGCAAAGCCGGAAUCCACCCUGCAUAUCUACUUCCCCUCCUUCCUGUCCAGAGCCACCCCCAACUGCCCUCCUGAGAUGAAGAAAGAGCUCCUGAGCAGCCUGACUGAAUGCCUGACAGUGGACCCCCUCAGUGCCAGUGUUUGGAGGCAGCUGUACCCCAAGCACCUGUCACAAUCCAGCCUGCUGCUGGAGCAUUUGCUCAGGUCCUGGGAGCAGAUUCCCAAGAAGGCACAGAAGUCUUUGCAAGAAACCAUUCAGUCCUUCAAGCUUACCAACCAGGAGCUGCUAAGGAAAGACAGUUGUAAUAACCAGGAUGUUGUCACCUGUGACUCGGCCUGCAAGAGUCUGUUGCAGCAGGCUCGGGGCCUCCGGCCGCCCUGGACACGACUACUCCUGUUGGUGCUGAUUUUCGCCUUAGGUUUCGUAUACCAUGACUUCCGGUCACACAGCUCUUUCCAAGCCUCCCUCUCUGGCCGAUUGCUUCAGUCAUCUGGUUUCUUGCCUGCUGGCCAAAAAAUGUGUUUCAAGAUCUACUCCUACAGCCUGCAAGGCUACAGCUGGCUAGAGGAGACAUUGCCUGCCUGGGGCUCUCACCUGCUGACUGUGGUAAGGCCCAGCUUGCAGCUCGCCUGGACCCAUAUCAAUGCCACAGUCAGCUUCCUUUCUGCCCACUGUGCCUCCCACCUUGCCUGUUUUGGUGACAGCCUCACCAGUCUCUCUCAACGGCUCCAGCUCCCUGAUAUCUUGAACCAGCUGUUCCAUUCUCUGAGGGAGCUGCUCGUGCUUCUUUACCACAGCGUGCUGUUACCAGUGUGGCACAUGCUGCUUGAGGCCCUGGCCCAGGCCCAGCAGCACUGCGAAAAGGCAUGCAGAGGUCCGGUGACUUGGGACUGCAUGAAGACACAGCUUAGUGAGGCUGCCCGCUGGACUUGGCUCUGCCUACAGGACAUCACAGUGGCUUUUUUGGACUGGGCACUUGCCAUGAUAUCCCAGCAAUAGGCCCUGCCUCCUUGGCUUGGAGACGGGUCAUCUGAGACUGCUGGGGGGCAGUUCUGUGUGGGAUCUUUUUUACUUGGUGCCUGAGCUCUGUCUUCUAGGCAAGUGGUCAGUUGCCUCUGCCCCAGUUUUUCCGUCCUUGGUGGUGACUGAGCCCAGGGGUAUCUUAGCCUCCUAUCCACAAUUCCACUGAACAUUUCUCUGGCCCUGUUGCACAUAGCUCCGAGCCUCUGUCCUUGGACUGGUAGCCUCUCUAGCCUCCUCUUGUCUCCUGCCUUCCAUUUCAUUCCUGAAGCCCCAAACAGCUCAUCCCCAAAGCUGAGACUCCAGUGAGUGGCUUCUGCACUCUUCUGAUGAAUGAUUUCUGCUCCCACACUUUAUCCACAGCAGGAAAAGGAAAAGGGACUUCCAGAAGGAUAUAGCACAACAGUGGGGAACAGCAGCUCCACCUCUACCCACAGCCUGGACAUGGAGGGCGGGUGGAAAAGCUUCUCACCUCAAAAUGCCCAGCGUAGAUCCUUCAAGGCCCCUCACAGCCCCCCAUCCUGAUCCUUCUUUCUCACCAUUCCCCUCUCCCCAGCUUUAGUUUCUCACUGCUGUCCACCCUUACAAUCUCUCUGGAGAGAGAUCUCCCAGUUAGCUGUGUGCCUUGGGCCCAGGGAACCUUCCAGCAGCCUGUUGAGACAGGAUUCAGCAUAUGGCUCCUGGAUAUGCCUACUAGGCAGAAUAAAGGACACUUGAUUUUUUCUUUCCUCUUUGCAUCCUCACAUAGGAAUUCCCAUAGUUGUGGACAGAACAAAAUAUGGGCACAUGCAUAUUCCCCUUUGGCCCCCUGCCCUCCUAGGGGUUGUAGCCACUGGCAGUAAUUGAGCUUCUGGCAAGGAAAGCCCACACCUAUCAUCCUAAAUUUUGGCCUAUUGAGGGUUCUAGACACACUUCUCUUGUUCCACUAGUGGUAUUGUCUCACUCGUCACUGUGAUUCAUGUCCCAGUUGGGAUUUGCCUUGACGACUUAAGUAUUUUAUGCUCGGAAAAGCAGGGAAGAGUUUCCUAGUGGAAUUCUUGGCCAGCAAGCAGGGUGUGUUUCAGGAUCUUAAUUUACUAAUUUGUUUUAUAAGGCAGCAAGUCAAAGAUUCAGAACUCCAAGAGACACAGGAUCAAGGGUUUAUCACCAAAGUCCCUUUUAAUUUUUUUUUCCUCUUAUGUCUUCUCUCCUCUUUUUUAUUUUAAUUUUUGUUUAAAAUAUUACAGAU
Miniopterus natalensis is the source of this 3604-nucleotide messenger RNA. Lineage: Eukaryota; Metazoa; Chordata; Mammalia; Chiroptera; Miniopteridae. The record is from RefSeq and is a predicted model, not a curated record.